UGCUCAAGAGCGGUGCUGCCUAAAGACGCACCGCGCAAGCGCACGCAUGCGGACGACGCACAGCGCAGGGCGUUUGGCGACGUGAUGGAGCCGGGCCUAUUUCUUCACAAGGUGUCGACAUUGCAGGCCUGUAUCCGGGGCUUCUUGGUCAGACGUCAAUUCCAGAGCCUUCGAGCUGAGUACGAAGCAAUUGUACAGGAGAUCGAGGGUGACCUCAGCACACUUCAGUGGACUGGGGGCUGGAUUCCCAAGCCCGUAUUUCUCCCAGAGGCAAAGUCUCAUUGCUCCUGGAAAGCAGAGAAAAUACCAAACCCAGAGCAGAAACUCUGGAGCCAUUUCCCAUGUAAAGACUCUGAAAAAGAUGUCAUCUUGGAGGAGACGGUGUUGAAGAAGACAGGAGGGAGCCCAGCAGAACCAGGAAGUCUUUGCCAAGAUGACAGCCUCUGGCUUCAGGCUGAGCAGGGCAGAAAAGCCAGCCAGGGGAAGACCAGAGAUAGCUCCAUGUCCCAGGUGGACAAUGCAGAUCUAGGGCUGUCCCAGAGCCAACAUGAGCUCCAGGACCAGCGCAACCAUCUGGCCAUGGAGUUGCUAUGGCUGCAGCAGGCCAUCCGUAGUCGAAAGGAGUACCUCAUUCUCAAACAAACACUGAGAUCCCCAGAAGCAAGCCAGACCAGAGACAAGCCUAACAUGUGCCUGGACACCCAGGGUCAGGCCUGUGAGAAGGCCUGGUUGCAAUCAAGCUGCCUCCUUAAGGACCAGUGCUGUAGAGACAGGACCAUAGGAGAGCCACACCAUACAGAUGACUCCUGCCACGAGGGCAAAUCCCAGCCACAGAAAUCCCCAGACAGGCUAGCCGCCGGUACAGGCAAAGACAAGAUUUGGGCUAAGGGCAGGGAACUAUGCUAUAGGAAGGCUGGACCACAGCUGCCCGCAGCAUUAGAGAGCCAGGCUGGAGGGGACAGGGUCACCAGGGGACCAGACCACAGAGGACAGGCCUUGAGUGAAACCUGCCUGCAGCAGUUGAAACUCCUAGAGGAUCAGACCCCUGGGGACCCCGAGUCUAGGCAUCCUUGUUCUGGAAAGACAGCAACACAGCUGCCCACACCCUGUGAAAACCCAAACACUGGGGACAGAUACUCCGGGAAGCCAAGCUACAGAGAGGCUGACUGCCAGAGAGCCAGGCCAGAUGCUUUGAGUAGCACAGAAGAUCACGUGAUUUGGGAUGGAACGUUUGCAGGGCUGGAACAUCUCAGAAGGACUAAACCACCCAAGAGCCAGCACCCCAGUGUUAGAAGUUCCAGCCAUGGAACUACCAGUGAGCUUAGUCAGGAAGGAUGGGAAAGCCGGAGGACUCUGCUGUGGAGAUGAAGAUCUCCGGAGAACUUGUCUUCCACAAGAGAGGACCAGUGGAGGGCAGACCAUGGAAAGCAGGACCAUCAGGCAAGACCUGGGGAUCCGGGAGAGGAAUAGGUUCCCAAAGGGGAUGCUAUGAAAAGGUGAUAAGGGACCUGGUUCCACCUCUUUCUCCUGCCCUUGCUCCUGGCCAUUGGUAGCUGUCAGGCCAAAGUGCAGGAUUGGAUUGCGCUGGUACAGCAGGAGAAAGAUGGAGGGCAUGCCCUGUUAUCCUCUGCCUGUGGCUUAAUCCAGGUUUCACCUUCCCUCGGGUGAGGUGGGAGGGAGGGUCGUAGAGAAUAAAAGUUUUCUUGGGUGAUGA
Molecule: messenger RNA, 1714 nt
Organism: Peromyscus eremicus (cactus mouse)
Lineage: Eukaryota; Metazoa; Chordata; Mammalia; Rodentia; Cricetidae
Gene: Iqcc
Product: IQ motif containing C
Exons: 5
Coding region: 85-1368 (427 amino acids)
Molecular function (GO): protein binding
Source: RefSeq, a predicted model, not a curated record